GUUAACGUCAACCGUACCUUAUUGACUAAAAUAAUUUCUGUUUCUUCUUCUUCCUCCCUCCCCCUUGACCAUCGCAAAAAAUGUCCAAAACCCCAUCAUCAAAAACUUCUUCCGUCCACAAUCUCUGUUUCUCACUCAUCACCCGCUGCUAUAAUCACCAGCUUCUGUUUCUCUCUCAUCCUGUAUUUACACACACCUAAACUGUCAAACACACCCAUAGAAAGACCCUUUGAAUCAUUGCAUUUCGUAUAAGCCAAGCCCUAAGAGAAGUGAAGCAAGAAUGUCGUCGUGGUUUAGAUCUGCGGUGAGUAAAGCCGUGGAGGUCGGGAACAAGAACAACCUCACUCGCACCGUCAAGAACUACGCCGACUCCGUCGUCCAACACGCUGGUCAAGCCGUAGCCGAAGGCGCCAAAAUCAUUCAAGAUCGGAUGGGGGCUCGAAGUUUCAAAAGCUUUAGACAGACUGUUAAAAGAUUAGAAGAAGCUUCAGUUUCCUGUAGGGGAGCAGAGAGAAUUCAGUUGAUGAAACGAUGGUUGGCAGCGCUUAAAGAAAUUGAUAAACCAAUCGUGGUUCCUUUGGAUGAUAAAGAAAAGAAUCCUCAGCAGAAUCAUCCUUCUGAAGAACCAAAGGAUACUGUGAAAAGGCCUUCAAUAGUUCUGUAUUAUGAUCCUGAUUUGGCGGGUGAACCCAUGAAUUUUCUGGAUGUCUUUCUAUACAGCCAAGCUUUGGAGGGCAUUAUGAUAUCUAUGAUUCUUGAACCGCCAAAUGAAGAGGAAGUCACUGUACUCAUGGAAUUAUUUGGGCUUUGUCUUACUGGAGGGAAAGAAGUGCAUAAUGCAAUAGUGAGCAGUAUACAGGAUCUUGCAAAAGCUUUCUCAAGCUAUGAAGAUGAAGUAUUGGCAAAGCGGGAGGAGUUACUUCAGUUUGCACAGGGUGCCAUUACAGGGUUGAAAAUGAAUGCUGAUAUUGGAAGAAUAGAUGUUGAAUCUUCAUCUCUUAAGGUAAAACUUGAUGGAAUGACAGCAUCCAGGGAUCUUGUAGGUGAAGGUCAUGAACCGAUCUCUAAAGAAACUACUGUCACAACUAUAGAGGUUCUGAAAGAAGCUCUUGCACAUGUUCGAGUUUGUUCCAGAUUAGAAGGGCUUCUACUGAAGAAGAAAUCUCUUAAUAGUGGCGACUCUCCAGAGAUUCAUGCUCAAAAGAUUGAUAAGUUGAAAGUUUUAUCUGAAUCUCUUGUUAGCUCCACCUCAAAAGCCGAGAAGCGUAUAUCAGAUCACAGAUCUCAGAAAGAGGAGGCACUACGAUUUCGUGUGGCCAAAUCAAGUGAAGUCGGUGAUAUAGAGAAGGAAUUAGAAGCUGAGAUUUCAGGACUUGAGAAACAAAGAGAUGAACUUGAAGCUCAGUUGAAAAAGGUUAGUACGUCCUUGGCUUCUGCUAAAGCGCGUCUUCACAAUGCCACGGAAGAGAGGGAUCAGUUUUAUGAAGCGAAUGAUCAGAUUGUUGCGCAUUUGAAAACAAAGGAGGAUGAACUUUUGCGAUCCAUUUCCUCAGGUAGGGUGGAAGCAGAUGUUCUGAAAACUUGGACCAACUUUUUGGAAGAUACCUGGGUUCUCCAACGCUCAUACACGGAGACCAAGGAGAAGCAGGUCAAUGAUGAAUUGGAGAGUCAUGAGGCCUAUUAUGUGAACUUGGUCAUCAAUCUCCUCUCUGCUUACAAGGAAGAGUUGGCACCUUAUAUUGAUCGUAUUGGGAAAUUUGUGCAUAACUUGAAGAGUCUGACGGAAGGGUCAGAAAUGGCUUCCGGUGUGGGUAAAGCUGAUUCCAAGGAACUAAACCCAAGGAAAAAUCUUGAGGAGGAAUAUCUGGACUAUGAGGAAAAGAUUAUAACAACUUUCAGUGUGGUGGAUAACAUGAAAGAGCAGUUCUAUGCUCAGGCUGGGAAAAUUUCAAGGAAGGAUGACACAAGGGUCAAAGAGCUGUUUGAUAAUAUUGAAAUACUAAGGCAGAAAUUUGAAUCUUUUGAGAGACCAGAUCUAGAUCUGGAGCAUCCCUCCUCUGAGGCAGAAACUCCUCCUGGGAUGAAACCCGAUACUCUGUUGCAUCCUCCAUCGCUGGCAACAGAGUCACAAAUAGCAGGGAAGGAUGAGCUACCCAAUUCAGAUGAAGUCAAGCCUGAGCAUGUGCUAGACACUGAAGCAGAAUUGGCGAAAUUGGAAUCCGAAUUUGGGAAAGUUAGUCAAGAUUACUCAACAGAAGAGGUCGGUGACUGGGAAUUCGACGAGCUUGAAAAGGAGUUAAGAGCCAGUGACUCAGCAACAAGUAAAUAGAUGAAAACAGUUGUGGUGAAGAUGACAAUCUGUAUUAUAUACUAAUAAACAAGCCGAUAACCGUGUAUCAUUUAAAGUUUUUUGUACUUUGUAACAUUGGGUUCCAGUCCAUUUGUUCGUGUAUAUUCUCAAACUUGUUCGACGUAAAAUGGAUCGACAACUUCAGUAAAAUGUGAAAUACAAUCAAUUUUAAGCA
Messenger RNA from Rhododendron vialii, 2525 nucleotides. RefSeq lists its product as uncharacterized. Bases 281 to 2329 code for a protein of 682 amino acids. The record is from RefSeq and is a predicted model, not a curated record. Lineage: Eukaryota; Viridiplantae; Streptophyta; Magnoliopsida; Ericales; Ericaceae. The transcript has 18 exons.